This is a messenger RNA of Ilex paraguariensis (yerba mate), 1014 nucleotides long. Lineage: Eukaryota; Viridiplantae; Streptophyta; Magnoliopsida; Aquifoliales; Aquifoliaceae. The record is from the annotation of a GenBank genome assembly.
CCUUGGAAUUUUAACUUUACUUUUGUAUUCUAUAAAGGCAAGAGUGCAGAGAGGGAGAGAGCGAAGAGAUUUUUGAGAAGAGAAACAAGAAAAGAAAGAUGGGAGACGUUGUAUUAUUUGUGGAUGAUUUGAAAUCGUCUUCGGCAACGUCUUUAUGUAGAAUAUGCCACGAAGAAGAGUUUGAAAGCUGCAAGAGCUUGGAAGCUCCUUGUGCUUGUUCUGGGACUGUCAAGUUCGCACACAGAGAUUGCAUACAAAGAUGGUGUAAUGAAAAGGGAAACACAACUUGUGAAAUUUGUCUACAGAAUUUUGAACCUGGGUAUACAUAUACAGCUCCUCCAGUAAAGACCCAGUUGAUUGAUACAAUAGUGACCAUAAGAGGAAGCUUGGAAGUUCCAAGAAGAGAGCGAGAGCUAGAAAACAGUGGAUCAGUGGGCAUAGCUGAAGGACAAAGGCUUGAGACUGGAUACCCUGAAUGCUCAUUUGCUGCCAAUAGAGGCGCCUCUCGCUGCAGAUCAAUGGCUCUCAUUUUCACAGUUGUUAUGCUACUGAGACAUCUGCUCGAUGUUCUUACUGGAGGAACCGAGGAUUACCCAUUUACACUUUUAACUCUGCUUAUUAUAAGGGCUAGUGGCAUAUUAGUUCCUAUGUACAUAUUGAUACGUAUAAUCACAGCAAUUCAAAACAGUAUUAUGCGUCGACAUGGGGUUAGUUUCCUAAUUUAUCACUCAAAAGUUAGAUGAAUACUUGUAUGCAACCCUAACCUUUAACUGAAAUCUAAGUGAGGAAAAAUUGUCCUCCUUUUUGGUUCAUCUGGUGCUGAGUUAUACUGCAACUAAAAGUUUUUCUAUUUUUCUGUAUGUUAUUAGGUUUCUAGCAUUGAAAGAUGACACAAGACAAUGGAGAAAAUGAGAGCAGCACCAGCAUAGAGUUGAAAUGCACCCUUGAUUCUUCCUGUGCUUCCAUUUGUACACGAGGCAUUAUAGCAAUGCCCCCCCUGUUUAAAAGAUUCCA